Lactuca virosa is the source of this 285-nucleotide messenger RNA. NCBI's taxonomy places the organism in Eukaryota, Viridiplantae, Streptophyta, Magnoliopsida, Asterales, Asteraceae. The record is from the annotation of a GenBank genome assembly.
AUGAACCUAUAUACCCUCUCCCCUUUUACUUUCUUCUCCUUCAAUUUGACUUCGUGGUCUAGGACAACUCACUCACCGCAUCAGCGGAGUUCAGUGCAACUAAUAACAUCGUUUAAGGAUGGCAUCAUUAAGACCUUAUUCACAAUGAUUAACAUGACAUCAAGAUUACUUGAAAGAGGCUUCCUCUUAAUAGGAAAUUUCUUUAGCCAUCUACAAGUAGUGUUGGCUUAUUGCCAUCAGAGCACCUACAUGUCCAAAUCAAGGGAAUACGUAUUGAUCGAAUAA